Molecule: messenger RNA, 3208 nt
Organism: Schistosoma mattheei
Lineage: Eukaryota; Metazoa; Platyhelminthes; Trematoda; Strigeidida; Schistosomatidae
Source: the annotation of a GenBank genome assembly
CUCCUUUACAGAGGCGCCUAGUUUGAGCCCUCAAGUUCUAAUGGUAGAUUUAUUAUGAAAUAUCACUUGGACUCUUAUAAACUAACGGAAGAUGAGACAAAGAAAAUUGAAGAAUUUCUUUCACUUAUUCAAAACUCUCAAAAUUCUCCUGAAUAUCAUCAGCUAGCUUUUAAUAUUUUAGCUGCACGCAAGUUUUCUGUCCCACAGGCUAUGGAGCUGUAUCAUAAUUAUCAAACAUUUUUGGCCAGUGAACAGAUUACUCGUGUUGAUCCCUUCGAAGAGGAUGUCAGACGUGAAUUAUUGUCAGGGAAAUUCGUCAUUCUCAAUGAUAAUGACAUACCUGGUGUUCGUGUGGCACAGUUUUUUGUCAGAUUACAUCGAAAAUCAGGAAAUCAUCGGGCUUUGUUGCACAGUAUCAUCUUUCAGCUAGAUGCUGCAUUGAGAAGAGAAACAGCUGCUAGAAAUGGUCUUGUAUUCAUUUUUGAUAUGACCGAUUCAAAAUAUUCAAAUUUCGAUUAUACAUUUUCAUGCAAGUUAUUCAAAAUGUUACGAUCCUCCUAUCCUGUACGUCUCCGGCGUGUACUAAUCUUAACUGCUCCUCUCUGGUUUCGUGCUCCUUUCUUAUUAAUGCGAGUAUUUAUUCGUGAAUUAUUUCAAGAUUGUGUAUAUGUACUUCGUCCUUCACCGGGAACCAAAUUAGAAGCACUUAGCCAUCCUGAUCCCAUUAUUUUAAAACGUGAUCAUUAUGCUUGGCUUCAAACUGCUCUAUUAAGAACUGGAUGGUUAUUGACUGAAGCAGAACAGGCCGCACUUCCUAUUGGUCAUCGUAAUCAAACAGUUGGUGCAUUUUUCGGUCCACCUUCAGAAUCUACCGGGUCAUUAUCGGAUUCUAGUGAUUCUGAGUUUCGUGAAGAUGAUGAUUCUUUUUCCACUAAUCAACUAGAUGAUGCUGCUGUCGAUGAUGAUUUAAUUAGUGUUGGUGAUUUAGAUCCAUUUUCUUUGACUAGUUCAUAUUCCGGUGAAGCUGAAAGUUCAGAUAUAGAAGAAUGUACAUCGGAUGUAAUAAUGAAAACAUUCUCAUCAUCUAACUCAGAAAAAAUGAAUGAUAGUAAUUUCAAUCCAAAAUCCGUUUCAAAUUACUCGGAAGCAUGUUCAUAUGAUCAUAAACGUCAAACAUUAUCGAAUUCAGAACAUGGUGGGACGCCUACUCCUCCGACAGUUGCUAAACGCCCACAACUGUCAAAUACUGCGAAUUUGAACUAUCCCACUCUCAUAUCUGAUCAUACAAAUACUCGUUCUUCAAAUGCAAUCACCUCAGGGAACCAUGUUAUGGGUUUUAAUGAAGACAUAUCAUUGGUACGUAUUGACCCUGUAACUCCUACUGCUGACAAUUCUAUCAACUCACCUUUAAUAUCCGAAGCUUUUGAUACCAAACAAACUGGUUUUAAUUAUGGGAAUUCUCAUGCACUUAACUCAUCUUGUUCAUCCAAUACAUCUUUCUUCUCGACUGGUUCUACUGGUGUACAUUCUAAAAAAUGCAGUCCAAUCAGUGAUAAACUCUUAAACCAGUUAAUAACAUCAGGUUUACCGAAAACAACUGAAUUCGAAAGACGUGGAAUGUCAAAAGUUAUCCAUGAAGUUUCAGGUUUAACAACUUCUAAGGAUCCUGACUUACCUCUUGCAGAUGCUGAAAUUUCAGAUUCUAUUUGUUUAGCUCCCAUCCAAAAUAAAGUUGCACCUCUUGCUCAAGAUGAAAUAGGAGAUCGAACUAUUUGUAAUAAUAAAAAUCCAGUUCAUAUGUUGCCAAGAGUUCCAGCGUUUGAUUCCAGACUAGUUAACACUAGUCAUCCGUCAUUAGAUGUUAUCCCUAAUUGGGCAAUUGGUCGCCCUCAAGGGGAAUCAAUUCACCAAGACCAUGAUUUAAUAUAUCCUAUUGAAUUAUCAUCAUCUUCAAUGAAUAAUAGUCAAACUACAGAAAUUACUCCAUUGAAUUCUUCAUCAUUAAGUUAUUUGGUUUCUUCAAGCUAUGAUAAAUGCAAUGAAUGGGGCGAAGAAGCUCCUUCUUCUUCCUCUUCUCCUCUUCAUCAUACUGCUAACAAUACAACAGUGUCUAUUGCUUCACCAAUCAAUAAUAAUCAUAAUACAUGCUGUGAUAAUAAUCGAGAUGCAUCAUUAUCGUCAUCAGUAGAAAGACAAAGGAUAUACGAUGAAAUUGACGCAAAUAUGAUUGAAAUUAAUAGUACAACAUCUAGCAGUGAUGAUGUUUCAGCUAGAAAUGAUGAAGGCGUAAUCGAUGUAGUUGUUAACGAUGAUUAUUUCGAACCCGAAGAAGAAAUAGAGGAGGAUAAUGAUGAUGAUGAUGAUGAUGAUGAGGAGGAGGAGGAGGAGGAAGAAGAGGAUGAAGAUGAUGACGAUAACUUGGAAGUGACUCAAACAAUUAUUAUGCAAGAACAUUGGAUGAAUCCAAAUGAACUAGUACAACACAUUGAAAAUGUUGGUUUGACUGGACUUAAUUCAGAGUAUAGUGCACUUGUUCAGUUGAAGAACGAAUAUACACAUAUUGCUUUCAAGCAUAUACUUAAUCGGAGUAAAAAUCGUUAUUGUGAUGUGAUUUGUCAUGAUGCAACUCGUGUUUAUCUCCAACCAUUAUUAUUAUCGUCGGAUAUUUCUAGAAUUUCCACUAGUCGUAGUGAUGAAGAUCCUACAGUAUUAUGUAAUGCUCAGAAAUCCCUUACCGCACGUCUUCAUCGUACACAUUCAGCACCAAUAUCAGCGCAUACACUAGUAAAAAAUUAUAUUCAUGCCAAUUGGGUCGAUGGUUAUCGACAGAAAACGCUUUUAUCUGUACUCAGGGUAUGUGGUAAAGUUUUAUUUGUGAUUGCUCCAUCUAAUAAUUUUUUUAUGUUUUUAGCAAAACUAUUUGCAGCUUCUUACUUUAAAUUUUGUUUUAUUAGUGAAGUCGCAAAUGAAGUACUAAUAUAAGCCACGAUGAAGAUGCUUACAGUGCAACAAAGUUUAUUUUUUAUGUAUUUAACCAAGUUAUUAUUAUGUUUGCAUAUAUAUCUGUAUAUCGCACUAUUAUGGAUCGAAAUUCAUGCAACUCUCUUAGAUCCGUUACUCUCGCUUCAUUCAGUCGGUAAUUCAUCACCGUAAGACGUGGAACCAGCGUUCAACAGUCCAAGUUACCUCUCACUUUAGACCAGCCCAG